AUGUACAUAAAUACAGAACCCUUAAAAAUAUAUUGCCUAAUAGUGAAAGCACAUUCAUGAUCUUCAGAUUUGACAUCUUACUGAUAAAGUAUCGAUACCAUAUUUGUUAUCAGCACUCAAUCCUUAUCACUUAAAGCGCAUAUGAUGAUCAGCAUUCAAUAAUUUUUCGACAGUAUCGGUCGUAUUCUUCAACCACAAUGUUGUCUCGCUCAGGUUUAUAUGUGACUUUAAUUACUUUGUUGGCAACUGGAAUAAAUUGCCAAAGGGUAGCUAUAGCUCAUUUGGUUGCUAAUGAGAUAUCCGGGAGUAUAACGUUUACGGAGACCGAUGACGGUCUCCGAGUAACGGGCAGCAUCACGGGACUGCCGGCGGGCGAGUACGGCUUUCACAUUCACGAGCUGGGUGACGUGACGACAUGCCUUACUACUGGAGCACACUUCAACCCUGACGGAGUAAAUCACGGUGGGAGAGACCACGACGUGAGACACGUCGGAGACUUCGGGAACGUGCAGUUUGUGGACGCGAACAGAAACGGUGUAGCGACUGUUGAUUUCACAGACCAUGUGGCUACGCUGCGGGGUCGCAAUAACAUCCUCGGACGCGCGUUAGUGCUGCACGAAGGGACUGACGAUCUAGGAUUGGGCGGGCACGAGGACUCGCUGACGACGGGCAACGCCGGCGGGCGCGUGGCCUGCGGCGUCAUCGGCAUCGUGUCCCCUGGCGAACCUUGGGAGAACUCCGCUGUAACUACUGCGCCCUCGCUGUUAUUGAUGAUUAUGGCAUUCAUGUACUUUUUCAUCAAGUUCUAAAGAGUUUAAAUCAUUUAAACAGACAGAUCUUAUUGUAGCACGUACGAAAUUAACCUUUUAAUAUAUAUUUGUGUAACUUAGUUUAAAAAAAAUUUAAUCCCGGUUUUCUAGGCACCUAGGUACAUAAGUCUUACUAUAUAGGCAUUGGGAGAUUGACUCGUUGAAUUUGAAUGCUGUUCAAGUACUAUUUAUACAUAUGAUCUUUCAGUAUAUCCAUAGUAUACAUACUCAAUACCUACCUACGUGAGAAUCCACGUUUAUAUAGGGCUUACAUGUAUGCUUCAGUUAUAUUCGCCAGACAUAACACUCUAAGCCAAAUCUUGCAAUAUCUUAUCACUAAAACCAUUAUCAAUUUACGUGCAUCAAAUAAUGAGUGGAAUUGAUAACUUAAUCAAUAGCACUGUGUUUUAGGUUCGGUUUUUAUGUGAAUUGUAUU
Molecule: messenger RNA, 1245 nt
Organism: Cydia fagiglandana
Lineage: Eukaryota; Metazoa; Arthropoda; Insecta; Lepidoptera; Tortricidae
Exons: 1
Coding region: 198-809 (203 amino acids)
Biological process (GO): superoxide metabolic process
Molecular function (GO): copper ion binding
Source: RefSeq, a predicted model, not a curated record